Ornithorhynchus anatinus (platypus) is the source of this 2521-nucleotide messenger RNA. RefSeq names its product corticotropin releasing hormone receptor 2 (gene CRHR2). Gene Ontology annotation, cellular component: dendrite; plasma membrane; axon terminus. Bases 190 to 1557 code for a protein of 455 amino acids. Gene Ontology annotation, biological process: cell surface receptor signaling pathway; adenylate cyclase-modulating G protein-coupled receptor signaling pathway; long-term synaptic potentiation. The transcript is spliced from 13 exons. The record is from RefSeq and is a predicted model, not a curated record. Lineage: Eukaryota; Metazoa; Chordata; Mammalia; Monotremata; Ornithorhynchidae. Gene Ontology annotation, molecular function: corticotrophin-releasing factor receptor activity; G protein-coupled peptide receptor activity; corticotropin-releasing hormone receptor activity.
UGCGGUCCGGCCCCCACCCCUGCUUCUUUAGCCUGGCUGGACGGAGUUGCCUGCGGGCCGGGGCGGUGCCAGGGGGGCCCUGGGCAGGGGUCGCCUCUUCUCCAUCAGUCCCGCGCCCCGGAGGGGGAAGGGGAGGGGGCUGGGGGAGCCGGAGACGCGGUGCCCGAGUGCCAGCUGCGGGGCCCGGGCAUGAUGGAGGGGCGGGCACGGCGGGCCGGGCCAGGGAGGACCAGAGGGGGGUGGUCUCCGGCCCUCGGACCACCCCCCUUCCUCCUCCUCCCCCCCGGCCCCCUGCGCCUGCCGCCGCCGCUGCUGCCCCUACUGCUGCUCCUGCAGUUCCCUGGGCAGUGUGAGGCAGUGGAGGAGCUGCCCCUGCUGUCGGUGCUCCUGGAGCGGCACUGCCGAGCACUGUCCUCCCCGGCUGACGUCUCAGACCCCGCCUGCAACGCCAGCACCGACCAGAUCGGAACCUGCUGGCCCCGGACCCCGGCCGGUCAGCGCGUGGAGAGGCCGUGUCCCGAGGUCUUCAACGGCAUCAAGUACAUCACCACCCGCAAUGUGUACCGGGAAUGUCUCGAGAACGGCACUUGGGCCCCCCGGAUCAACUACUCCCUGUGCGAGCCGAUCCUCAGCGAUAAGAGGAAGUACAACGUCCACUACAAGGUCGCCCUCAUCAUCAAUUACCUGGGCCACUGCGUGUCCGUGGGGGCUCUGAUCGCCGCCUUUGCCCUGUUCCUGUGCCUGCGGAGCAUCAGGUGUCUCCGCAAUGUCAUUCACUGGAACCUGAUCACCACAUUCAUCCUGCGCAACGCCACGUGGUUCCUGCUGCAGCUGAUCGACCACCGCGUGCACGAGAGCAACGAGCUCUGGUGCUGCUGUCUCACCACCGUCUUCAACUACUUUGUGGUGACCAAUUUCUUCUGGAUGUUUGUGGAAGGCUGCUACCUGCACACUGCCAUCGUCAUGACCUACUCCACCGACAAGCUCAAGAAGUGGAUUUUCCUCUUCAUAGGCUGGUGUCUGCCGCUGCCCAUCAUCAUAGCCUGGGCCGUCAGCAAGCGCCUCUACGAGGAUGAGCAGUGCUGGUUCGGGAAGGAGCCAGGGAAGUAUGUCGACUACAUCUACCAAGGCCCCGUCAUCCUGGUUCUCCUUAUCAAUUUCAUCUUUCUAUUCAAUAUAGUGAGGAUCUUGAUGACGAAGCUGAGAGCUUCCACCGCGUCUGAGACUAUCCAGUACCGGAAAGCUGUGAAGGCCACACUGGUGCUCCUGCCGCUGCUCGGCAUCACCUACAUGCUGUUCUUCGUCAACCCCGGCGACGAUGAUGUGUCUCAGAUCGUCUUCAUCUAUUUCAAUUCCUUCCUGCAGUCGUUCCAGGGAUUCUUCGUGUCCGUCUUCUACUGCUUCCUGAAUGGGGAGGUCCGCUCGGCAGCCCGGAAGCGCUGGCACCGCUGGCAAGACCACCACUCUCUCCGCGCCCGCGUCGCCCGGGCCACUUCCCUCCCCACGUCCCCCACCAGGAUCAGCUUCCACAGCAUCAAGCAGACGGCUGCCGUCUGACCAACGCUCUCCCGCCAACCAUCCGACCACUCCCCUCCCAAAUCUGACCGCCCCCCCCCCCGACCGUCAAAUAUCAACCUAUUGUUCACAACACAUGAGAGGACAUCCACCCUGGCUUCUCCACUCUACCCUCAUUCUGCCAAUGGAUCAUGACACACCCAGGUCAGGGAAGGCCUAGAAUCAAACAAGAGGGUUCCAGGGCAACUCCUGACUGAACAGGGGUGGGAAGGCCUUCAGUACCCGGGAUCAGUUUCGCCGCACCCCUCCCCGGCUUCUCUGUUCCCUUUAGGGACUCGGUCCACAGAAGGCCGGCGACAGUGUGGCCACUUGGCGAGUCUGACGGAGGAGGGGGUAGGACCGGACCGGACAGUGAACCAGGCUGGAGGGGCCAGGGGUGGCUCUGCAGAUCUCAUGGGACAGAAAGACCCAGUUAUUUCAGGGCCUCGCCAGCUCAUCGAGAAGGGACCGGUCGGCUCCCAGCAGGCGGAGGUACGGUGGCGGCCAGUGGGGGCUGACCAGAAGGGGCUGACCUGUACUCGCAGGACAGCUGGGUUCCACGGAUGUGCACACCCUCCAGGCAGGACUCUGGUGCCUGUCCUGAGGCAGGCAAGGGGGCACAGCCCCCAGGACCCCGUUUCAGGGGUACAAACGGCCUCUCCUCCGAUGCACAAAACUGCGGGGGAUUCGAGUUUGUGGAGGCAGGAAGGUCGCCAAGCUCUGUGGGGAAUGUGUCCAAAGGCGACCGGUCCAGUGCUCCUAGAGGGAGAAGUGCCCUGGGCUGGACUGGGAGCUCUUGGAGGGCAGGAAUCGCGACCUCUAAUUCUACUGUACUUGCCUAAGAACUUAAUAGAGGGCUCUGCACACAGCUGGUGCUCAAUAAAUACUAUUGAUUAAUUAACUGAUUGAUUGAUUGGUUGGACUGAGGGUUGGAAUCUGGGGAAACACAGGGACUUUUCCCUGGAGG